AUGGUGAGAGCGAGCGAAUCUGUGUCUGAGGGGCUCACUAUUGAAUGUGUAUUAAGCCUUGUGUCUCACCGGGUCGUUUCCCUUUGCCUUCCAGCCGGACCAAACCCCAGCGCCACCAACGUCGCGCCUCCCGCCUCCCCCAGCAAAGCCGUCGCCCCGAGGGCCGCCGGAUCCACCGUUCGGCAGAGAAAAAAUGCCAGCUGUGGACAAGGAGCGCCGGCCGCACGACUUCUGCGGAACCGGAGGGGGAUUUGGAGGUUCUAUACAGAAGACUCCCCGGCCUCAAGUGUAAUAAGUACAAAUAGGCCAGUAGAUGGGCGGGCCCUGUUCCGUUUUCGUGUUAUGAGUCUUCUCUUUAUUGCAUCUUGUUAUAUGUUGCACAUCUGGGGUAAAAUAUACUCGGUCAAUAGACACUCUGUUUCCCAUUUGCCAGCUUGA
Messenger RNA from Sceloporus undulatus (fence lizard), 438 nucleotides. RefSeq names its product SEC61 translocon subunit beta (gene SEC61B). Gene Ontology annotation, biological process: intracellular protein transport. Gene Ontology annotation, cellular component: Sec61 translocon complex. Lineage: Eukaryota; Metazoa; Chordata; Lepidosauria; Squamata; Phrynosomatidae. The record is from RefSeq and is a predicted model, not a curated record.